GCCUACUCCUUCGCUCUUGUUCUCAUCAGAGGAGUGACGCUCAGAUCGACCCCCGCCUGUCUUACUCCCUUCUCCCUUGGGAAUCGCUUAAUUUCUUGCUACCCAGACACCUCCACCGAUGGCCGAUCAGCUCACCGACGACCAGAUCUCCGAGUUCAAGGAGGCCUUCAGCCUCUUCGACAAGGACGGAGAUGGUUGUAUCACAACCAAGGAACUUGGCACUGUGAUGCGAUCGCUUGGCCAGAACCCGACAGAGGCGGAACUUCAAGAUAUGAUAAAUGAGGUUGAUGCUGAUGGAAAUGGUACCAUUGAUUUCCCAGAGUUUCUCAACCUGAUGGCCCGAAAGAUGAAAGAUACUGAUUCUGAGGAGGAGCUCAAGGAAGCUUUCCGUGUUUUUGACAAGGAUCAGAAUGGUUUUAUUUCUGCGGCUGAGCUCCGCCACGUCAUGACAAAUCUUGGCGAGAAGUUGACAGAUGAAGAAGUUGAUGAGAUGAUUCGUGAAGCUGAUGUUGAUGGUGAUGGGCAGAUCAACUAUGAGGAAUUCGUCAAAGUCAUGAUGGCCAAAAUGAGAAGGAAAAGGAUGGAACAGAAUCAUGGCAAAAGCGGGGGAAAAGAGAAUCGCCAAUACAAGAAACGUCGUACCAGAGAUCGAGUUCGAGAAUGUUCCAUCCUCUGAAUGAGAUUCCACCUCCUCCUAAAAGUAAGUGACUGGAAUAUCUAUUAUGUAAUAAUAAUGGAAAUCAGAUGAUAAUGAAUCGUUGCCUUGUAGCAAAAUAUGCAGCAGAUAAAAACAGAAAUGACCAUGAUCAAAUAAUUGAGUGUGAUACGGUCAUGACAAGUAAUGAUUGAUGAAUGAUUUGUCUAUAAAUUCGAAUUACUAGUAUGUGUC
Neltuma alba is the source of this 889-nucleotide messenger RNA. Its product is annotated as calmodulin-7-like. The record is from RefSeq and is a predicted model, not a curated record. NCBI's taxonomy places the organism in Eukaryota, Viridiplantae, Streptophyta, Magnoliopsida, Fabales, Fabaceae. Gene Ontology annotation, cellular component: myosin II complex. Gene Ontology annotation, molecular function: calcium ion binding. Bases 119 to 676 code for a protein of 185 amino acids. The transcript is spliced from 3 exons.